Messenger RNA from Closterium sp. Yama58-4, 582 nucleotides. The record is from the annotation of a GenBank genome assembly. NCBI's taxonomy places the organism in Eukaryota, Viridiplantae, Streptophyta, Zygnematophyceae, Desmidiales, Closteriaceae.
AUGCGCCAUUUCUUCCUCGAGCGCUUCAUGCUGCCUGCCGACUGGUUCGACCGGCGUCUCACAUACACUCGCAGCGUGGCUGCCACCUCCAUGGUGGGGUACGUGGUGGGGCUGGGCGACAGGCACUCAAUGAACAUUCUGCUGGAUGAGCGAUCAGCAGAGGUGGUGCACAUCGACCUGGGGAUUGCCUUCGAGCAGGGACUCAUGCUCAAGACGCCUGAGAAGGUGCCAUUCCGCCUCACUCGGGACAUUAUUGACGGCAUGGGCGUGAGCGGCGUGGAGGGGGUGUUUCGGCGCUGCUGUGAGACGGUGCUGGCGGUGAUGCGCGAGAACAAGGAGGCACUGUUGACCAUCAUUGAGGUGUUCAUCUAUGAUCCCCUUUACAAGUGGGCCCUCUCUCCGCUUAAGGCGCUGCAUCGACAGAAGAUGGAGGAGAGUGAGGAGGCGAUGGAGGAGGAGGGGACGGAGGAGGAGAGCGGGGCAGCGAUGGAGGGCAACGAGGAGGCCACGAGAGCACUGCUGCGAGUCAAGCAGAAGCUGGAUGGCUUUGAGGACGGCGAGAUGCGAAGCCUGGCCGGGCAG